AUGUCUACCACAUCAGCAUCAACCGUCUCUGCAUUUCCCCAGUCUACCAAGACCUCACCCGCACCGCCAUCCCUGGCUUCUCCCGUCAGACGCAAAACCAUGAGCAUCACACAAACAUACUUUCUUGCCCACAAGGCACGGGCAAAGCUGUCUUCUCAGGCAGCUCGGCCAGACCACAACCUCCGCCUGCUAGUGGGCCACGCCAACCUGCUCGACACCCUGAUGCUUGAGCUGGCCGACGCUGAGCGCGAGCAGGAAUCGUGGUUUAACCAGUCGGUGCGUGUCGCUUCUCCCGCACAGUCACCGGCGGCAGCAUCACACAAGUCCGACCGUCAUGUGCAAUGGGCCGACGCCAUCGUGGAGGAGGAGUCCGAAGAGGAUUGGGAGGCCGACGACUCAGACGUCUCUUCCGACACCAGCAGCGACUACACUGAGGACGAGGACGAGGACGAGGACGACGAGGACAGCGAGUCGUCCGAGAACGACAUCUACGACGAAGACUGCGACAUGGCGGAUGCUCCUCUCCGCCGCGUGUCUUCGCACAACAGCAACUACCCAUCCACAUCCACUUCCUCAUCAUCAUCACCCACUGCAAUUGCCAUUGAGGUCACCGAGGCAGAAGACGACAGCGACGCCGAGGUUGACGACGACGAGGAGGACUACACUGAGCUCACCCUCACCCGAUCACCAUCACAUUCCGUCUCCGCUUCCCUGCCUUCACCCACAUCACCACCUGAGCUGGUGAUGGAAGACUCGGACAUGUCCGAAGACGAGGCCAUGCCACCCUCGCCACCCAUCAUCGCUCUGGAGUCCUUCUCCAAGUCGGCCGUGGCAUCCAAGCAGUCUGCAACCAAGUUUGACGACAGUGACAGACUCUACUUGUCGCCUCGGAACCCCGAGAGAGUCAUCUCGUCCGUCUCUGUCUACUAG
Molecule: messenger RNA, 930 nt
Organism: Grosmannia clavigera kw1407
Lineage: Eukaryota; Fungi; Ascomycota; Sordariomycetes; Ophiostomatales; Ophiostomataceae
Exons: 1
Coding region: 1-930 (309 amino acids)
Source: RefSeq, a predicted model, not a curated record